AUGCUGAACUGGAAAAUCCAGAUACCUCUCCUCUUCGUUGUCGGCUUCGCUUCUGGUCUUACGCAUUUUGCCAAGUUAUCACUUGACGCCCCUACCGGCACUCUUAUUUCCAGAGCUUUCCCGGAUGCGCCUAAUGGAUAUACACCAGAAAAAGGACAAUGCCCGUCGCCUAAUCCAAGCUUGCGUACUGCGGUAAACAUUAGCCAGCACGAAAUGAAUUGGUUACAGAAGCGUCAAGGCAAAAGAUUGAAGGCGAUGCAGACCUUUCUCACGCGAGUGAACGUUCCGGACUUCAAUGCUACCCAAUAUUUUGCGAAGAAUCAGCCAGCAUCUCUUCCUAACAUCGGGAUCGCGUUUUCAGGAGGCGGCUACCGAGCUCUGCUCAACGGAGCCGGGGCGUUUACUGCAUUUGAUGAACGGGCGACUAACUCGACUGCGCCAGGCCACCUAGGCGGACUCGUGCAAUCAACUACAUAUAUUUCUGGCCUUAGUGGUGGCUCCUGGCUGGUCGGAUCAAUUUAUACGAACAAUUUUACUACCGUGACUGCACUGCUGGAUUCUAAUGCCAGUGGUGUUUGGGAAUUUGAUCAAUCAGUCCUGAGCGGACCUACAGGUGAUGCGGGCUACUUUCGGCAGCUCCGCCAAAAUGUAGAUGGCAAAGAGGAGGCAGGAUUCCCUGUUUCAAUUACUGAUUACUGGGGUCGUGGGCUGUCGUACCAACUGGUGAAUGCUACCGAGGGCGGGCCCGCCUAUACGUGGUCAUCUAUCGCUUCAACAACGCAAUUUGUUGAUGGAAACGUGCCAAUGCCGAUUAUUAUUGCUCUUGAACGAGCACCCUCAGAGCAGAAUCUAACAUUAAAUUCAUCAGUUUACGAGUUCAACCCAUGGGAAUUGGGUACAUGGGACCCAACAACCUACGGCUUUAUGCCUCUUGAGGUUCUGGGCUCGAAUUUCACAAAUGGGACGUUAGCAAGUGACAUUUGCAUAUCCGGAUUCGAUAAUGUCGGGUUCAUCAUGGGCACAUCUUCAUCCUUGUUUAACCAAGCCCUGCUUCAAAUCAACAACACCGAUAUUCAACGCACGUUGAAGAGCCUCACUACUUCACUUCUACAAAGUCUCAAUGACUCGUCGAACGAUGUUUCAGUGUAUGAGCCCAAUCCGUUCUUCGGUUUCAAUAAAGCGAGCAAUCGUAAUGCUCAAGCAGAGGCUCUCGUCCUUGUUGACGGUGGCGAGGAUCUGCAAAAUAUCCCCUUCUACCCGCUCCUACAAGCCAAUCGCAAAGUCGACAUUGUCUUCGCCAUUGACAGCUCGGCAGACACACCGACACGGUGGCCCAACGGGACCAGCAUGGUGGCGACCUAUCAGCGCAAUAGCAACUCUUCAACAAUUUCGAAUGGGACUGCUUUUCCCUCCGUUCCAGAUCAGAACACCUUUGUCAACCUAGGCUUAAAUGGACGGCCCACCUUUUUUGGCUGUGAUCCAACUAAUAGCACGGGCGAGCCUCCGGCUCCGUUGGUCGUCUACAUUCCAAAUAGCCCAUAUAUCUACAUGUCGAACAUCUCGACAUUAACACUUGAACUAAAUGACACUGAACGGGACAAGCUGGUGCUGAAUGGAUACAACGUGGCUACCAUGGGAAACUCGACCGAAUGGGGCAUUUGCAUUGGCUGCGCGAUCAUUAGUCGCAGCCUACAGCGAACUAAUACGUCGGUGCCCAGUGCGUGUGUGGACUGUUUCCACCAAUAUUGUUGGAAUGGCACCGUCAAUGCGACUACCCCAAUGGUUUAUGAACCGCGUCAGAAGAUACAAUAA
This is a messenger RNA of Penicillium canariense, 1812 nucleotides long. Its product is annotated as lysophospholipase catalytic domain-containing protein. The transcript is spliced from 3 exons. The record is from RefSeq and is a predicted model, not a curated record. Gene Ontology annotation, molecular function: A2-type glycerophospholipase activity. Gene Ontology annotation, cellular component: intracellular membrane-bounded organelle; cytosol. Lineage: Eukaryota; Fungi; Ascomycota; Eurotiomycetes; Eurotiales; Aspergillaceae. Bases 1 to 1812 code for a protein of 603 amino acids. Gene Ontology annotation, biological process: glycerophospholipid catabolic process.